This is a messenger RNA of Aspergillus tubingensis, 1233 nucleotides long. Its product is annotated as nucleotide-diphospho-sugar transferase. Gene Ontology annotation, molecular function: glycosyltransferase activity. The transcript is spliced from 3 exons. The coding region runs from base 1 to 1233 and encodes 410 amino acids. Lineage: Eukaryota; Fungi; Ascomycota; Eurotiomycetes; Eurotiales; Aspergillaceae. The record is from RefSeq and is a predicted model, not a curated record.
AUGGCAGGCAAGAAAGGCCCCGUCCUACCCUACCGCCGGGGCUCAGACGCCUCCGAAGCCGACUUCUUCGACAUUCCCGAAGAGCCCUGCUGGUCCAUCAUCAAGCGCCAGCUCCGCUAUCUUAAGAGUCCGCGGGCCUGGCUCGCCAUCUUCGUCUUCGUGCUGUUUGUCCUAUUGCUGCGUCGAGAGAAACCUCCGCCUCCGCCCCUUCCUCAUAUUGAUUACGACCGAGUCGAUUGGUCGCUCUACGCCUACAGCCAGUAUGCGACCUCGAGCCCAUACUUGUGCAAUGCGCUUAUCGUCUUCGAUACUCUGCAACGGCUUGGCAGCCGAGCGCAGCGGGUGCUUUUCUACCCCGAGAACUGGGACGUGCUGGUAGAUGACGAUCGCGACCGGGACAGCCAGCUGUUGGCGAUGGCCCAGGAGAAAUACAAUGUGCUGUUGGUGCCGAUUGAUGUGCAGAUGGUGAAGGCAGGAUCGGGACCAAGCGAAUCCUGGGACAAGAGCAUCUCCAAGCUUCUUGCCUUCGGAGAGACCGAAUUCGAACGUGUCAUUCACAUCGACUCGGACGUUAGCGUUCUACAGAACAUGGACGAAUUGUUCUUCCUCCCGCCCUCUCAAGUCGCCAUGCCCCGCGCCUACUGGGAACUGCCUGAUAUCAAGCAGCUCUCGUCUCUCUUGAUUGUUCUCCAGCCGUCCUACAAAGAGUGGUAUGCGUUGAUGGAUAAGGCUCAGGCCAUUUCGUACGGACAGGUCGACUCGAACGUCAGCUCGCGAGUCAGGUACGAUAUGGAACUGAUGAACGAACGGUAUGCGGAUUCGGCCUUGGUUCUGCCGCACCGACAGUACGGACUGGUCACCGGCGAGUUUCGCAAAGACGACCACCGGGCGUUCCUGGGUAAUGAGCAUGAAGAAUGGGAUCCGGAAAAGGUACUAGCGGAAGCGAAGCUGGUCCAUUUCUCCGACUGGCCGCUGCCCAAGCCGUGGGUGAUGUGGCCGCAGGAACUGCUGGCCGAUAUGCUGCCCAAGUGUAAGGUCAAGCCAGGCACGAUGCAUGAGAGUGGGUGCAAGGAUCGUGAGAUUUGGAAGAAGCUCUACGAUGAUUUCCGGCGGAAACGAAGGGACGUGUGUAAAUUGCUCAGUUAUCCGGCGCCAAACUGGCCGCCUCGGGAGAAACCCCAAGGUCCUCUGGAGGCGGCACCAGAAGGUGUUUCAGUUCCUCCUGCUAGAUGA